Molecule: messenger RNA, 4911 nt
Organism: Gasterosteus aculeatus aculeatus (three-spined stickleback)
Lineage: Eukaryota; Metazoa; Chordata; Actinopteri; Perciformes; Gasterosteidae
Source: RefSeq, a predicted model, not a curated record
ACAACACACACUCACUCACAGACACACACACACACACACACAUAUACUAUCUGUGUCCUCGUCCUCCUCCAGAUGAGCGCGCCUCGUUGUCAGGGCGAGCAGAUUCGGAGCUGAAGGUGUUCUCUUGUUGCCAGGGAGCUGAAAGGAAGAAAGGAAGUGCAGGAAGAGCCGCUCUCCACCUGAAGAAACUAUCUGAGCGACUGCCGAAGAGAGAGGAGGCAACUUAGGGUUAAAGAGGUGCCACAUCGAGGUCCCCUCGGCGAACGCACAACUUUCUCCCUCUUUCCCCUGCCGGGGAUUGUGAGAUUGUGAGAGCGGCGUGAAGAGGACCCGGGGACAGCGUGCUGCCAGCAUCGCCGCAAUGACCGAGGGUCGAAGGGAAGCGCUGGCGGCGGCGGCGCCCGAGCCCACCACCGCCUCCUCCUCCACGGCCGGCUCCAACACCACCAACGUGGCCGGCCGGGGCGCCGGCGAGAAUGACGAGGCCUUUUCCAAGCUCAAGGACAAGUUCAUGAACGAGCUGAACAAAAUCCCGUUGCCGUCAUGGGCCAUCGUCUCCAUCGCCUUCGUGGCGAUCAUCCUGGUGUUAGCAUGCUGCUUCUGUGUCUGCAAAAAGUGGAUAUUCAAGAAGAAAAACAAAAAGAAGGGCAAAGACAAGGGCAAAAACGCCAUCAACAUGAUGGACGUGAAGGACGGAGCCAAAACCGAGGCCUUGAAGGAUGAGGAGGAGGCGGAAACAGGGCUGACGGAAACGGAGAAAGAGGAGGAGCCCAAGAGGGAGCAGAAACUGGGCAAAUUACAGUACUCCCUGGAUUACAAUUUCACCGAGAACACGGUAAGGGUCUGUCCUCCGAAUCCACCCCCCCCCCCCCACCCCCCCACCCCCUCUCCGUGUGUGUCGUGGUUGAUUAAAGGAACACUAACGUCUCUUUUUUUUCCUCCUCAGGUCCCCUACGUGGAGCUCGGCGGGAAGACUCUGAUCAUGACGGUGUACGACUUUGACCGCUUCUCCAAACACGACGCCAUCGGCGACAUCAAGGUGCCCAUGAACAAGGUGGACUUCAGCCACGUGACGGAGGAGUGGCGGGACCUGCUGAGCGCCGAGAAGGAGGAGCAAGAGAAGCUGGGCGAUAUCUGCUUCUCCCUGCGAUACGUCCCCACCGCCGGCAAGCUGACCGUGGUCAUCCUGGAGGCCAAAAACCUGAAGAAAAUGGACGUGGGAGGCUUGUCAGAUCCGUAUGCGAAGAUCCACCUGAUGCAAAACGGCAAGAGGCUGAAGAAGAAGAAGACGACAAUCAAGAAGAACACCCUGAACCCUUACUACAACGAGUCCUUCAGCUUUGAAGUCCCAUUUGAACAGAUCCAGAAAGUGCAAGUUGUUAUAACUGUCCUGGACUAUGACAAGAUCGGCAAGAACGACGCCAUCGGGAAGGUCUUUGUGGGCCUGAACAGCUCGGGGACGGAGCUGCGCCACUGGUCCGACAUGCUGGCCAACCCGCGGAGACCCAUCGCCCAGUGGCACGUGCUGAAGCCCGAGGAGGAGGUGGACGCCCAGCUGUCCACCAAGAAAUAGGCGUUUUCAGCGCCUGCCUUGUAGUACUCUUUAGCCAGUAUGUGUAAAUACCUCAGUGAUAUAUGGGUCCGUCCAUGGUAACCCCCCCCCACACACACACACACACACACACACUCUGUCUCGUCCAGUUCCAAUUGUUCAAACGUCUGCUUUUUUACAAUCACUUCUUCACUCGCUUUCUCUUUAGUGUCUUUCUUCUGAUUCGGCGGUUUGUUUCUCACCUCCUCGCCGUCCCGACCAGACGCCCUCUUCUUUUAAGCAAUACGAUGUGUAUAGGAAGCGUUUAUUGUGCCACAGUUGUGUAUAUAAGUAUGCAGACAAAAAUGGUUUCUAGUUUACGUGUUUGUAUGUUGUUACCUGUUUCCUAAUCUGUGGAUAUCUCGGUGUUUUUAAUAAGAUGUUCUAUUUUAAAUGAUGUAAAUGCAGAUAUAGAGGAAAGCCAAUAUUAUAUAUCCCAGGAUUUGAAAAUUCUACCUUCUUACCUUAUUGCAUUCCAGAGAAAAAAAGGAGCAUUCCAACCUGCAAGACACUAGUGGAAAUAUAUUCAUAUUAUAUAAGACAAUGUUCUUAAGUUCAGCAAAGAAACUUCAAAAUAAAAGGCCAUUAACCAGCGUGGUUGUGAGGGGAAACGAUGCUGCUGGAGAUUAGACAAGCACAUGAUUUCUUACUACUUUUUGUACUUAUUGCUCAAUGAGUCCAUGCAAACUAAGAGCGUUUACGUUGUCCAGUAAGUGGAGCAGUUCAGCCUUUCGAAGGCCCUCGUUCGCUCAAACCGGCUCUUUUCCUUUUUCCAAAACGGAAAAUAUUGCCUCCGAAAAAAGACUCUUAAAAAACAAACAACCCUUGUGAAAAAAAAGCACCAAGCUGCGUCCAUUGUGUCUUUACGCUCGUUUAACGACAUGUUCUUAACGUUUACUUUGAACGGCCUCGUCGUUGUUGGAAGUAUUCCGCAUUUAGGCCGGGGGUCCGAUCCUCGGGACGGAGUAAAGAAAGGGGGGGGGAGGACUAUUUUUUAGAGUAAUUCAACAUCUUGACUAUUUUUCGUAAGCUGCAUGAUUUUUUUUACUAAAUCUUUAUUAAAGGCCCGGGGACGAGGGGGGGAGAUCUCCUGACGCCGGGGGGGGGGGGGGGGGGCGCCUCUUCUGAUACAAACCCCCUUUUGCCUUCAAUCAGAGGAGAGGACGCCAGUUAUAAUCACUGCCAUUUGCAGAGGCGACUUGUGUGCAGCGCCUCCGUUCCUGCACACGCACACUUGGGUUUAGUGGCAACGCCGUCUUUGCUUUGCCUUCUCACAGUGACAAUAGAUCCAGCCAUGUUUUACUGCCAAUUCUAACCUGUACGUGGCUUCUGUUUUGCACUGCGUGUCUUUGAACUAGCUUGUGGACUUCUCUUUUUUUGUGUGUGUGUGUGGGGGGGGAGCCGGAAAUUCACCGACUCCAUCGUCUUAACUAAAAAAAAAAAAAAAAUGAAAAAGCAAGAAAGCAAUGACGACAAAUCAAGUUUCGGCCGACGGCUGUGACGUAGUUUUUGUUUCUUCUUGUCGACAUUGAGACGUGAGCGUGCAGCUCCUGGUCCGCGGGGGGGCUCCGCCGCGUCCCCCGCUAGGGGUCCGAUUAGCAGCAGGGGCGCGUUCCGGGCCUCUCGUCCCGGAGGAACCUCUUGCAUAUACUGGACGUCGGCUUUCCGGAGGAACUUUCUAAACGUUUUCAAUGUUAUUGUGUGGUCGAUAGCGCUAUUAUGAAAAAGCUACUCGUCAUCCCAUCGGCGUCCGCGAGGACCGCUUGGUGUCUCCCUGUGACCGGCGUGCGUGCUUAGAGGUGUGUAGACUUAUCAGUAGGUAGCCAGGCCGGUUCGUCCCGUAGUGAUGUCGUAGCGUUUGCCGCCGUUGUGUCCCUCGCUCCCUCGUUCCCUCCCUCGCUCCCUCCCUCGCUCCCUCGCUCCCUCCCGCAGAGGAAGGCCUUUUCGAUCCGGCGCGAGUGGCUCAUUUCAAACGCAGCAUUUCGUCGAGCACUGUGCAAUACUCGUUCCUUCAUCCCCGUGGCGGAGAAAACAAAAGCAAACGGAAAGGUUGUGACCCUUGAGGACGGAGCUUACAGGUCAGGGCUCGACCCCCCCGCCGCCGCCGCCCGUCGACCUCUGUGUAAGGCCCCUCCCCCUUUUUUCGCGGGUUUGUUCUUUUGUUCUUGCACACAGUUCCAGCAUCAGAAGUUUCAGGGAGUAUUAGUUGGGUACCAAACAAGAUUCUACAUUUAAAUGUCCCCUUAAAAUGCUGUGUACAUAUUUACAUAUUUGUGUCAAACAAUGUAUAUCGAAUAAAUAUUAAGUGACAUGAUGAGGAUGAUUCAGCUGCAAAUAUAAUUUCCCCAUCUAUUGUCCAUAUAUCUCAUCAGCAUUUUCAUUGUGGACCUUUUAUCCCUUAACUGCCCCUUUUAUAUUUGAGAGGAAAGCUCUGAAUGUACAGUUUGGACUGUGUCGGUGUGAGAUUAGAUGUACUUUGCACUUUCUGUUGUAAAAAAGACAAAUGUCCCUCUGUUCAUAUUUCUUUCCAGUAGAUUUUUUUAAACAACCCUUUGGGGUCAAAUCUGCCGCCUGAUUGCAUUCCAACAUCACCGAAUAUACUUUAAUUCAGCUGCAUUCUCGGCCCCUCGUUCUAUUGGACGUGUUUUAAAUUUUCGUAGAUUCGUGAAUUCCAGAACAGCUUCAGAUUUAAAAGGAAAACGAUGUAAACAAGGAAGCGUCUUCGUAGAAAUGACCGUGGCGAUCUGAUAUCUGGACCACGAGGUUUUCAAAGGUCAAAGCGGAGCCGUAACAGAAAUAACUAAUGUAUCAACGUACCAGGGAACUCAGUAACAGGCGGCGUUGCAGAACUCAUCGGAUUGCGAUGUGUGCUGGAAAAACAACAACAACAACAACAACACAAAGCCAUCACCUGCAACGCAACGCUCCUCUUGUUGUUGUUAUUAAAGUGUGCACGCAAAAUCAAACCCCAAAUCCUUCUCUGGUAAAAUAAGCCUGUGACAAGAAGCCGCGGCGCCGUGUAGAGUAUUAGAAUCUGAUGCUGUGGAAAGAUCCUAGUUGCCUUUGUGCACAUCAACCGCCUGCUUGAGUAUUUUGUGCGUGGAACUUUUCUCUGUGAUCUCGUAGAACUGUUUGGGGUGUUUGUUUUUUUCUGCUCACACAGUUAUAUUUGCUGUGUAUAACCUUCAUUUUUGACGAGGUGUUUUGCAGUUUUGUUUCACUUUUGUGUGGUGAUUCACUCUGUGGAGUUUUCUGACUGUUGUUAUAUAACUUCAUAUACACAAAUGAUCAAUAAAAAUGUUUUAUUUCCUGUUGAUACA